CCCACAAGACAUGGUCUCUUCAGGCUAAAGACUUCAAUAAUACUGACUUUAUUAACAAGCAGAAAAAGAGCCUAACUAAGGACUUCAAUAUGGAGGACCUUCAUCAUGAUAUAUCCACCGCUGAGCAUUGGAAUUCAAUCUGAUUUUGAUAUUUGAACCAUCAACAGUGGAACGGGAAGAGGAGCAAAACCAAAAAAUUGGACCCCGCAAGACAGACUACUUCAUUUACAUAAAGCUCAAACAGACAGACGACAGACGUGGAAGAAGAAGAAGAAAAACGUGGAGAAAGCAAUGUAAAUAAGUCAAUUUAUUUUAAAUUCAGACGCUGCAAUUCUUCAAUUUUUCUUCACCAACUCCCACGAAAUUCAAAACCGAGCUUCAAAAACCUUGUAUUUCCAAUACCCAGAUCUCAGUUUUCCUCAAUUUGAUUAAAUCUCCCCCAUUUAAUUCAUUUCCCUGAUUCUAUUCAACCAAAGUACCUCCUCUUAUUAAUCACUGUUCAAAUUGGAGAUUUUCAUUCAUCUUUCAAUUCCAAUUGCUUCAUUGUUAGUCUCUCCUGUCUUUGGUUCCUCUUUUGAUCUUAAAUUAUCUCUAAAUUCUCCAAAAUUUGAGGAAAUUUAUCACUUUUUUUCUCCAUCCCUUGAAAUCCUCUGCCUGGACUUUUUUCAAACGCUCAAUUCUCAGACCAAAGUACCAAAAUUUCCUCUGUUUCUCUAUCUAGGAUUCUUCAAAUUUUGACAAAAAAUUGAAUCAUGGGAAUCCAAAAAGACAUUGUCAAAUUCAACGUAGGAGGCAGAAUCUUUCAAACCACAGCUACAACACUUGCAAACGCAGGCAGGGAUUCGUUUUUCGGUGCAUUUUUUGACGACAAUUGGGACUUACAACAACAACGAAACAAUCACCAAGAAUUUUUUAUCGAUCGAAACCCCGACUGCUUCGCUGUCCUCCUCGAUCUUCUCCGCACAGGCGAUCUCUACAUUCCUUCCAAUGUCCCCGAAAGGCUUCUUUACAAAGAAGCCAUGUUUUAUGGCUUAAUUGACCAUGUUCGUUCGGCUAAGUGGGGUCCAUUUGAUGGUAACAGGUUAAAGCUAUCUAAGUCAGUGACAGGGCGAGCCCCAGGGGAUGGAACCGCCAUCCGAGCUGGUCCAGACGGUGGCUGCUGUGUAGCUCAUGGUAGCAUGGUUCAUGUUUUUGAUUGGAUGUUAGAAGAACAUCCGCCAAUAAAUCUUGAUUACCAGAGAAUCAACGACAUUGGUUGGGUCAACGCUGAGCAUGUUUUGAUAAGUGCUUGUGAAAGGUUAGGGAGAGGAGAUGGUGGGAUGGGUUUGUUUAGUUCAUCUAAUGGAGAUUUGAGAUACAAGUUUAAUGUUGUUCAUGAUAAUCAAGUUAAGAGUUACACUGCUGGGGCUUUGAGUUUUAGUCCUGAUUAUAAGAUUUUUGCAAGUUGUAGAGGGAGGAGCAAUGAGUAUGGGAUUGGAGUUUGGGACCAAGUUACUGGUAAACAGAUGGAUUUCUUUUAUGAGAGUCCUGGCUGGUCCCUUGGCGAUGCCGAUAAACUACAAUGGUUGAAUGGGAGUAACUGUUUGUUAGUUGCUACUUUGUUUCCCAGAAAGGAUAACUGUUAUAUCAGUUUGCUUGAUUUUAGAGAGAAGAGAAUGGUUUGGUCGUGGUCUGAUAUUGGUGCUCCUGUAACCGUUGAUGAGAAGAGAGUAAGAGAUGCUAUUGCAAUGGAGGAAUGUAAUUCUGUUUGUGUAGUGAACGAGUAUGAGGAUUUGGGGUUCAUAGAUUUGAGGUUCAGUGGAGGAAGUGUGAGGUGGAGUUCCAGAAGUAGGUUGAUGAAGGGGAAGAUGCCAGAUGAGCCUUGCUAUCCGAAAUUGGCAUUGCAUAAUGGUCAGUUGUUUUCAUCAAUGAAUGAUUGCAUUUCUGUGUUUUGUGGUCCUGAUUGGGUGUUAACAUCUAGGCUUCGAAGAAGUUAUGGGGGUUCAAUUUGUGAUUUUUCAAUAGGGGGUGAUCGUCUCUUUGCACUACAUAGUGAGGAAAAUGUGUUUGACAUAUGGGAAACUCCACCACCGCCGGUUAUAUGACUUACAUAAUGAUCAUGGUUUGAUUUACUGUAGCAGUGUUUCUUCAGUUUUUUUAUGUAAUAGUCAUGUCCUUUUUUAGGUGGUUGAACAUGGAGGAUGAACUUACGAUUAAAACCAAUAUCAUAGGUUAGGCAAAGAUCAAAGGGUGAUAUUCAAAGUUGUUUUUGUACAGAGCUUGCUUGCUAUUUCAGAGAAAUGAAAUUGAUUUAUAAACCACUGGUAGCAGAUAAUAUAGAAAGCUCUUUUGACCUAGUUUUCAUCAGAGUCCUAGCAAUUUUUUUUAAUGAAUCUCAAAGGUCCACCGUUUAUGUUUGUGCUUGAAAAAAUAGAGAUGUUCGCUCCAUGUGAGCAGUUGCAACUGCUUUACUAUCUUACAUUUGACAGAAUUAUGAAGUGGUGCU
Messenger RNA from Durio zibethinus, 2485 nucleotides. Its product is annotated as BTB/POZ domain-containing protein At2g24240. Gene Ontology annotation, molecular function: protein binding. Gene Ontology annotation, biological process: protein homooligomerization. NCBI's taxonomy places the organism in Eukaryota, Viridiplantae, Streptophyta, Magnoliopsida, Malvales, Malvaceae. The record is from RefSeq and is a predicted model, not a curated record.